GAAAGCUGCACAACUCCAGAUGGCACUAAAUCAGAGGGCGAGGUCUGGUAUGACGACUCACGUUGUAUUAAGAUGACGUGUAUGCAGGGAUUUCCCGUUACGUCCAGCUGUGGCAAGCCGCAGCCGAGGGGCAAGAACUGCAGGCCUAUUCCGGGCAAAGGGCGCUUCCCUGAGUGCUGCACAAAGCUGCUGUGCCAGACAGGAUUCUCGCCAAGCAACAUGGGAUCAUUGACGCAGCAGGCGAAGAAAAUAUUGCUGGAAUCUGAUGGAGCGCCUGCCAUGAAGCGUGCUGCGCCCGAGCCCGUGAAGCAACUGGCCAGGAGUGCUCCGAGAAGUGCUUCGAGCAGUGCGCGAAGCUCAGACCCUAGGCUUAUCAAUGAGGUGUUGAGAGGUAAUGCGGUGUCGAGAGGCCGCAGCGGUGGGGAACUAUCGCGUGCGGACGAGGACCUCAUGGAAUCGGUGCGCACAGUUGGUCUCGAGCCCAGUGACACCGAAGAACGACGGGAAGCGUCUGAGGACACGGAAAAAUAA
Molecule: messenger RNA, 531 nt
Organism: Rhipicephalus sanguineus (brown dog tick)
Lineage: Eukaryota; Metazoa; Arthropoda; Arachnida; Ixodida; Ixodidae
Exons: 3
Coding region: 73-531 (152 amino acids)
Source: RefSeq, a predicted model, not a curated record